AUUUCUCACACUCACAUACAAACAAGCAAACAAACAAAACUAAUCAUGCCUUGUGAACCAAUAACCACCCAAAUGACGGUUACUCCAACUACUACUACUACUAAUGAUGAUCAUCACGCUACUCAAAUCAUUUCAAAAUCAACUGUUUUUCCAUCAACAAAAUCCACUCUUCCUUACCUUAAACUAUCAACCUCUGAUCUCCCUAUGCUUUCUUGUCAUUACAUCCAAAAAGGCAACCUCUUUCUCGACCCACCCCUCCCAAUUUCAACCCUUGUAUCCCAUCUCCAAAACGGUCUUUCCACCACCCUGACUCACUUCCCCCCUCUCGCGGGCCGACUCGUGACCGAUUCCAGCGGAUACGUAUACAUAUCUUGUAACGAUUCAGGCGCGCAAUUCGUGCACGCUGAUGCCACUCAUCUUUCUGUCUCUGACAUCCUUUCACCCAUUCAUGUUCCUGAAUCUGUCAAGUCGUUUUUCGCCUUUGACAGAAUGGUUAGUUAUGAAGGCCAUUUUAACCCGUUGCUAGCUGUUCAAGUGACUGAGCUUAAGGAUGGUUUGUUUAUCGGUUUUUCGGUUAAUCAUGCUGUUGUUGAUGGAACUUCCUUAUGGAACUUUAUCAAUACCUUUGCUGACGUAUGCCGAGGCGUUAAAUUGAUCACAAAACAACCCUGUUUUACCCGACAGUCCGUUAUUAUUUCACCCGCGGUACUUAAAGUGCCCGCGGGUGGCCCGAAAGUCACUUUCGACGAACACGCGCCUUUAUCUGAAAGAGUAUUUAGCUUUACUAGAGAUGCUAUUUUGAAGCUAAAAGAUUAUACUAACAAGAAAAAAAUUAUAGAAAUUAACGCGGCUGAAGUAAUGGGAAAACAGAGUAACGAUCCGAUUAACGAAAAAGUUACCGCGCUGUUAAUUGGUAACUGGAUACGAAACGCUGUCGUUUCGAAAACAGAACCCGAGAUUUCUUCUUUCCAGUCUUUAUGUGCUUUGUUAUGGCGUGCAGUGACACGUGCGAGAAAAUUCCCAAAUUCUAAAACGACAACGUUUAGGAUGGCAGUGAAUUGUCGACACAGGCUGGAGCCAAAAUUGGAGACGCUUUAUUUCGGUAACGCGAUACAAAGCAUUCCAACGUACGCAACAGCAGGGGAUGUUCUGUCGCAUGAUCUAAAAUGGUGUGCUCAACAAUUGAACAAGAAUGUUUUGUCACACGACGACAUGACGGUGCGUCGUUUUGUUAAGAAUUGGGAACAGGAUCCACGGUGUUUUCCAUUAGGGAAUUUUGAUGGAGCGAUGUUGACAAUGGGGAGUUCGCCAAGGUUUCCAAUGUUUGAUAACGAUUUCGGGUGGGGAAAACCUGUUGCGGUAAGGAGUGGCAGGGCGAAUAAAUUCGACGGCAAGAUCUCGGCGUUUCCGGGGAAGGAAGGUGGUGGGAGUGUGGAUUUGGAGGUGGUGCUUUGUCCGGAAACAAUGGCGGAAUUGGAAAUGGAUCAAGAGUUUAUGCAGUAUGUUUCUUGUACUUCUUCAGGGGAGCACUGUUAAGUUGGUUUGUUGAUAGUUAAAAAAGUACUUAAUUGCUUACUUACUAUGUUGCUGAUUUUAUGUUUUGUUGGUGUUUAAGGUCAAGUCUUUGUUUGUAUAAUGAUGGUAAUUUAUUUCCUAAUUUAACAUAUAGUUUCCUUCUCUUCAA
Messenger RNA from Erigeron canadensis, 1684 nucleotides. Its product is annotated as protein ENHANCED PSEUDOMONAS SUSCEPTIBILITY 1. The transcript has a single exon. NCBI's taxonomy places the organism in Eukaryota, Viridiplantae, Streptophyta, Magnoliopsida, Asterales, Asteraceae. Bases 46 to 1536 code for a protein of 496 amino acids. The record is from RefSeq and is a predicted model, not a curated record.